Solanum stenotomum is the source of this 862-nucleotide messenger RNA. RefSeq lists its product as uncharacterized. The transcript has 4 exons. Gene Ontology annotation, molecular function: nucleic acid binding; zinc ion binding. The record is from RefSeq and is a predicted model, not a curated record. The annotation marks the transcript as partial. Lineage: Eukaryota; Viridiplantae; Streptophyta; Magnoliopsida; Solanales; Solanaceae.
AUGCCUCCACGAAGAGUAGUUAGAGUUCGUCCAGCUAUGAAGAGUGUUGAGGAACAAGAGUUACCGAAUGCCCUAGAUGUUCAAACCCAAGAAGAGAUCAAGUAUGCUGAUCGUCGCGAAGCUAUCCGUAUAUUAAGUCAAGUUGCGACCUAUCAUGUUGGGCAGAGAGAUAAUCGACACGAAGUGGUUGAUACUUCAAGAAUCCGUGAACUCUUUAUGAACCCACCAAGCUUCUUAGGUUCAAGUAUUAGUGAGAAUCUGGAGAAUUUCAUUGAGGAGCUUAAAAGGAUAUUUGAUGUGAUGCAUAAUAGGGCUGAGGAUGCGCCAGCAGUAAGUUGGGUUGUGUUUGAGAGUGCUCUCAUGGGGCGUUUCUUUCCUCGUGAGUUGCGAGAGUCAAGCAAGGAAGGCAAGGCAGCUAUGCUGAUAGGGGAUAUUGACCUAGCAAAAUUCAUGAUUCAUUUACAACCAGUUGGGGAGGAUAAGUUGAAGGAUAGAGAAGAGUCUAAGGAUAAGAGGGCUAAGAUAGAGAGACCGGUUCAGCCAUCUGCUAGUGUGCCUGCACUUGAGAACGAAGAUGGGCACAAAAGAAAUUCCUAUAAUUUCAGGGCUAGACCUGCCUAUCUUCAAGGAAGUAUAGUACCAAGGGGUAGUAAGGCUCCUUCAUGUGCUAGGUGUGGUAGAACUCACCCAGGGAAGUGUCGUCAGGGCCAGACAGGUUGCUUUAAGUGUGGACAAGAGGGACACAUCAUAAAGGAGUGCCCUAAGGGCAGGCAAGGUAGUGGAAAUCUGAGCAGUAAGGCCCAAUCUUCUUCAGUUGUCCCACCAGACAGGAUGACACCUAGAGGAGCUACUUCUAGUACUG